Messenger RNA from Chiloscyllium plagiosum (whitespotted bambooshark), 1500 nucleotides. It is a transcript of the gene adss1, whose product is annotated as adenylosuccinate synthase 1. The record is from RefSeq and is a predicted model, not a curated record. Gene Ontology annotation, cellular component: cytoplasm. Gene Ontology annotation, molecular function: GTP binding; adenylosuccinate synthase activity. Gene Ontology annotation, biological process: 'de novo' AMP biosynthetic process; IMP metabolic process. Lineage: Eukaryota; Metazoa; Chordata; Chondrichthyes; Orectolobiformes; Hemiscylliidae.
AGGGUCCUAUGGUCACGCGCUCAGCUGUAGGUGUGUGGGCGGAUGCGCGGCCGCGGUGCUCGUGCGCGAGCAGUGCGCGCUCUGCUUGGUGUUGGUGAGAAGCAGCGAUGAGCGAAUCCAGCCGGCGGGGCAGUGACCAUAGAAACUACAGCGGCUGCAAGCGGCCUCGGAACGGCGGCAAUAAAGUGACAGUGGCCCUCGGUGCGCAAUGCGGAGAUGAGGGCAAGGGUAAGGUGGUCGACCUCUUGGCCACUGAUGCUGACAUUGUCUGCAGGUGCCAGGGUGGAAACAAUGCUGGCCAUACGGUCGUUGCAGAUGGAAAGGAAUACGACUUUCACCUUUUCCCAAGUGGCAUUAUUAACCCUAAAGCUAUUUCCUUUAUUGGGAAUGGUGUUGUAAUACAUUUACCUGGCUUGUUUGAAGAAGCUGAAAAGAAUGAAAGAAAAGGAUUAAAAGAAUGGGAGAAGAGGUUGAUCAUUUCAGACAGAGCACAUUUGGUGUUUGAUUUUCAUCAAGCUGUUGAUGGUCUCCAAGAAAUUCAGCGACAAGAGCAAGAGGGAAAAAAUAUUGGCACCACAAGAAAGGGGAUAGGACCGACAUACUCCUCCAAAGCAGCACGAACUGGUCUCCGAAUCUGUGACCUUUUGGCUGACUUCAGUGACUUCAGCUCCAGAUUUAAACUUCUGGCUCAACAAUAUCAGUCCAUGUUUCCUAACCUGAAAGUAGACAUUGAAGGACAACUUAAAAAAUUAAAGGAAUAUGCUGAGCGUAUAAGGCCAAUGGUGCGAGAUGGUGUUUACUUUAUGCAUGAGGCUCUUCAUGGUCCAGCAAAAAAAAUCCUUGUGGAAGGUGCUAAUGCAGCAUUGCUCGACAUUGAUUUUGGAACUUAUCCAUUUGUGACAUCCUCAAAUUGCACUGCUGGAGGUGUAUGCACAGGCCUGGGCAUUCCACCAUCGAACAUUGGAGCAGUUUAUGGUGUUGCCAAAGCCUAUACCACCAGAGUGGGUAUUGGGGCAUUCCCAACAGAACUCAAAAACGAAAUUGGUGAGUUGCUACAGUCUCGAGGAAAUGAAGUGGGUGUAACAACAGGCAGGAAAAGACGCUGUGGCUGGUUAGACCUAGUCAUGUUGAAAUAUGCGAAUAUGAUCAACGGAUUUACAGCGUUGGCAUUAAUGAAGCUGGAUAUCCUGGAAGUCCUUGAUGAGAUUAAAAUCGGUUUAGCUUACAAACUGAAUGGAAAGAGAAUUCCAUAUUUUCCAGCAAACCAGGAAAUUCUAAACCAAGUGGAGGUUGAGUAUGAAACACUUCCAGGCUGGAAGAGCAGCAUUAGCAAUGCUCGGACAUGGGACGACCUGCCACCAAAGGCUCAAAACUACAUCAGAUUUAUUGAAAAUCACGUGGCAGUCCCAAUUAAAUGGAUUGGUGUUGGAAAAUCAAGGGAGUCAAUGAUCCAACUUUUCUAAUUACAGAACAGGACAGGAUUGAAUAAUUUCAACACAC